GAACAUAACAAUGUUUCCGUCAGAAGUUACUGCAGCUGCACACCCACGAAUCGUCGCACCAAGAGUUGGUAGUCUCAACGGGCACUGCAAAGAUGCUACUAACGGAAAAAGAGAAGAGGAUGAUGGGGAAGCUGGUGAAGGAUCAGAAAUACGUGGACAACGAAUUCUCUUUGGAAUCAGAUGGAGUGGAACGGAAGCGACCCCACGAGCUCACCGCCAAACCGGAACUGUUUAUUGAUGGUCCUAGCCACAUGGAUGUAAAACAAGAAGGCUUGGGCGAUUGCUGGUUUUUGUGUGUUGCUUCAGUUAUUGCACAACAUCCACAUCUCAUUCAUCAGAUUAUUCCAAGGGACCAAUAUCUUUAUGGAAACGAAUAUCAAGGAAUAUUGGCUUUUCGUUUCUGGAAUUUAGGCCAGUGGAAAACUGUGUAUAUUGAUGACACUCUGCCACUUGAUGAAAAUGGUGAACUUAUCUACAGCAGGUGCACCAAAAGCAAUGAAUUCUGGCUACCCCUUUUGGAGAAAGCGUUUGCCAAAUUCCAUGGAAGUUACAGCGUCAUUGAAGGAGGAUUUUCUAGUGAGGCGUUUUUGUGUCUCUCCGGUUACAUCACUAAAGAGUAUAGGUGUAGCAGAUUCGACCAUCGUCAGUUGCAUGACCUGUUUGAUAUGGAGAUUCAGCACAAUUCUCUCAUCGCGACUGGAUCAAUGGACACCGACGAAGAACAAGGCAUUGCUGAAUAUCAUGCUUACUCCGUGACUGGUGCAUAUAUGGUGCGUGCGGGAGACUCCUUCAUUCGCUUGGUGCGAGUGAGGAAUCCGUGGGGCGACGUAGAAGAUUCCGAGUGGAAGGGCGCCUUCAGUGACAAAGAUCCGAAAUGGACUGGUGUACAUCCAGAAACUAGAAAGAAAAUGGAAUACGUAAAGGACGAAGAUGGGCAGUUCUUCAUGAAAACAGCUCAUUUUAAGAAACAUUUUCCACAAUUCACUGUGGCAUCACGAUAUCCUAACUUUGGUGAUUGUUAUGAAACACCUGCUCACCAAAUUUACGUUGUCAAUAACGUUUGGGAAAAAGGAAUCUCUGUAGUUGGAGAUGUUGACUAUGCAGAGAAUUUUCUAAGGAAUCCGCAGUAUCUUCUCACUGUUGAAGAGUUAGAUGAAGAACAAGGAAAUAAAAGUGAUGAAGAAGAAGAAAAAGAAAAAGAACAGGAAGAAGAAGAAGAUAAAAUUCAUCCAAAAUAUAACGUUAUCAUUGAGCUUGUUCAAGAACAGAAUAGAACCAAGUACGAAGACGAACAGUAUGGUAUCGGUGUAACCGUUUUUCAGGUAAAUUUAGGCUUGUGUGAAUGA
This is a messenger RNA of Gryllus bimaculatus (two-spotted cricket), 1346 nucleotides long. Lineage: Eukaryota; Metazoa; Arthropoda; Insecta; Orthoptera; Gryllidae. The record is from the annotation of a GenBank genome assembly.